Selaginella moellendorffii is the source of this 1994-nucleotide messenger RNA. RefSeq names its product heterogeneous nuclear ribonucleoprotein 1. Gene Ontology annotation, molecular function: RNA binding. The transcript is spliced from 2 exons. The record is from RefSeq and is a predicted model, not a curated record. NCBI's taxonomy places the organism in Eukaryota, Viridiplantae, Streptophyta, Lycopodiopsida, Selaginellales, Selaginellaceae. The coding region runs from base 243 to 1619 and encodes 458 amino acids.
GUCGCAUGGGAUCUCCUCCGAUCAGCGCCAUCGCCCUCGCUCUCGCUCUCGCCGGCCGGUCCCGCGAUCGAUCUCAGCAGCAGCGGUAGCGCUUCUCCUAUGGUACGCGCGAUCGCCGCCAGGUACUGCUGUCACUGCUGGGUUCUGGGAGCUGCGCGGGAGGAAGUAGCUUAGGGUAUUUCCGAUUGCCAAGCUUCGGGUAGCAGCAGCGGCGGCGCGGCAGCGGCGAACAGAGGAGGGGGAUGGAUUCCGAUCAGGGAAAGAUUUUCGUUGGCGGCGUGUCUUGGGAGACCACAGACGAGAAGCUCAAGGAGUACUUCCAGAGCUAUGGCGAUGUGGUGGAGGCGAUGAUCAUGAAAGACAGGACGACUGGGCGUGGCCGCGGCUUUGGCUUCGUCGUGUUCGCGGAUCCCGACGUUGCUGACCGAGUUGUACAAGACAAGCACAGCAUCAAUGGGAAACUGGUGGAGGCCAAAAAAGCAGUGCCUAGGGACGAGCACCAAAAUGCCGUCAAGCCGGGUGGCCCGGGAGGAGCCACUUCGCCCGCUAGUAGCACGACUAGGACCAAGAAGAUUUUUGUAGGGGGGCUAGCACCGAACGUCUCAGAGGAGGAGUUCAAGCAGUACUUCGAGCAGUUUGGCAACAUCACCGAUAUCGUGGUCAUGUACGACCAUGCAACGCAAAGGCCCCGGGGCUUCGGCUUCAUCACCUUCGACUCCGAAGAGGCCGUGGACAGUGUCCUCCAGAAGACGUUCCACGAGCUCAAGGACAAGAUGGUGGAAGUGAAGCGAGCGGUCCCAAAGGAUGCCUCGGCCGCUGCUCGGAGCCCGACUGCUGGAUACGCCGGACCCCGAGGUCCCUUCGGCUACGGACAGGGAUUUGCGGCGCCUUACGCCUACGGACCAGCAAGGGGCGCGUACCCGUCUUACGCUGCUGCUGGGUAUGGCGCUGCCGGGUAUGGAUAUGGCUAUGCUGGCUACGGUGGCGGUGCUCCUUACGGGGCCACUCCUGGAGCAGCGGCAUAUGGAGCGGGAACGGGCUACGCUGCAGGAUCUGGAGCAGGCUCUUACGGCCCUGGGAGGAACGCUGGCUGGGCCGCGGCUCCGAGCUAUGGAGGAAACUCUCCUGGCUAUGGUGGCAACGGCGGUAACAUGAGCGGCUACGGUGCUACGAGCUGGGGGAAUGCUGGAGGGGCACAGGGCUCGACAGGGAGUGGGAGCUACGGUGGCUAUGGGUAUGGAGGUGGCGAAGGUGGCUAUCCUCCGGGCGGUGCCGCUGCUGGAAGCUACGGUGGCCCUCCCAGUGCCGCCGGGAGCUACGGCGGUGGCGGACGAAGUAGCGGUGGUGGUGGUGGCUACAACAAUGCCGGCGGUGGUGGUGGAUACGCUCCGGCCUCUGGGAACGCAGGCGGCUAUGGUGACGGGUAUGGUGGCUACCCGGAGAACACUUGGAGGGCCGAUGCGUAUGGAAACGCUGCUCCCGGUGGGACGCCCGGUGGGGGGUAUGGGAUGGGGGCGGCUUCGUCGUCCCCGGCUCCGGAGGGCGGUGCGAAUGGAUCAUACGGAGGCUAUGGUGCCGCGAGCAGGCAGUCACAACGAGGUGACUUUUUUUACGAGUGAUGUGAUAAGAGUAGGCCUUUUCUCUCCCUCUCUCGCGCGCUACUUCCUUUUUUUUUCCUCAGCUGCUAGGAUCUUUGAGAGGCGAGAGUUUGUGGACUGAUGGAAACGUUUUGUUGUUGCAGGAGUCACUGCUCAAUGAGAGGGAGAGGUUGUGGUGUUUUUUUGCUCUCGUUUCGUUUCUGUGAGUUCUCGUACCAUGGUGGUGAGUGUUUUUUCUACGUAGGCCUAGAGCUAGAGGAGAUAGACACAGAGGAAGUGUAUGUGUCGAGAGCUUGGUGUGCUUUAGAACGCUUUAGCUUGUAGAGAAGGUAGUGUCAAAAGUGAAGAGGCUCGAAGGAAAAUUUUGAUACGCAUUACUGUAACAAGGUUAAGAAA